AUGCAACCUCCAUAUUUUCAUGACAAGAGCCCAGUGAUGCUCAGCGUCAGCGUACCCCGGUCAGGCAGGUCAGAACCCAGCAACUUCGGUCACUCGGGAUUUAGGGAGGCUCGAGAAGCUUACGGGCUGUUCCAUCCUUCUAUCCUUCCCGAGUUCAACAGCUCCAGUUGGCAAGCUUCACGAAUACGCGAGGACACAUCAGCCUUCCAUCUGGUCAACCAUGAUGGUCUCUCUCCACUCCUUGUCGCGACGCCCGAUGCCAACAAUGGGGUACACCAGGAGGGUGUGCGGUGGACGUCGCAGCCGCGAUUUCAGCCCCAUCCCGUCUCGUCUCCUCGUCAGCGUACUGGCUUCGUGCGUGGCUCGUCCUCACUUGGUGUCACGGAGCCCGCUGUGCUGUCGCCUCUGCUCUCGGAGGGAUUUCCUUCGCCUUCGCUCCCUGUCUUGUCGCCACAGGCCUCCAAGCGCUUGACUGCCACGCGCAAGCAGAAGCGCUCUACCAUCGCACGAGCCAAAUCCACUGUCUUUGAUUACCAGGCAUCCUGGCUUGCGCUGUACUUUGCAUUCAACCUUGGUCUGACUCUCUACAACAAGCUCGUGCUCGUGCGGUUCCCUUUCCCGUAUACCCUCACUGCGCUGCAUGCGUUUGCGGGGAGCGUUGGUGGUUGGGUGCUGAUGCAUCGUGGGACGUAUGUCCCUGCCCGCUUGUCAUUCCAGGGCCAUCUUGCGCUUGCCGUGUUCAGUGUACUGUUUGCGGUGAACAUUGCAGUAAGCAAUAUCUCGCUUGAGUUGGUCACUGUCCCAUUUCAUCAAGUUGUUCGGGCUGCGACGCCUAUAUUCACCACCGGCCUGUCCAUCCUACUUUUUGGCACCCAGUUCAGCAGGAUGAAGAUCCUCACGCUUGUGCCUGUCAUGGCUGGGGUAGCGCUUGCAACUUAUGGCGACUAUUAUUUUACCCUGUGGGGCUUUUGUCUCACCCUCCUUGGCACAUUCCUCGCCGCACUCAAAACCAUCUACACGAAUGUCGUGCAAUCCACCCCUAUGAAGCCCUCGCCGCCCUCUGUCCCCGUCCCUUUCUUACAGUUCCUUCUCCCGCCGCGCUUGCGACUUCAUUCCUUGGAUUUACUCACGCGCAUGGCACCGCUCGCGUGCGCUGAGUGCGUCUUUGCCGCAUACCUUACGGGCGAGCUCUCGGGCGCGCGCCAGUGCAUCGCUCGGGAUGGUGCCAAGGGUCUUAGUAUUCUCCUGGGAAAUGCGUGCAUCGCGUUCGGGCUGAAUGUCGUUAGUCUGUCUGCGAACAAGCGCGUCGGUGCGCUCAACAUGACCGUCGCCGCGAACAUAAAGCAGGUGCUGACGAUCCUCUGCGCCGUGCUGAUCUUCAACCUUACGAUCACUGCGACGAACGCCACGGGCAUCCUCAUCACCCUCGUCGGUGGCGCGUGGUACGCUUGGGUGGAGUACGAAGAGAAGGCGCAGAGAAGCGGUGGCAAGCGGGUCUUGACGCAAGCUGGUUCGUGA
Molecule: messenger RNA, 1518 nt
Organism: Sparassis crispa
Lineage: Eukaryota; Fungi; Basidiomycota; Agaricomycetes; Polyporales; Sparassidaceae
Product: TPT-domain-containing protein
Exons: 4
Coding region: 1-1518 (505 amino acids)
Cellular component (GO): Golgi apparatus
Molecular function (GO): antiporter activity
Source: RefSeq, a predicted model, not a curated record